This is a messenger RNA of Rhopilema esculentum, 1395 nucleotides long. Its product is annotated as dnaJ homolog subfamily A member 1. Gene Ontology annotation, molecular function: Hsp70 protein binding; ATP binding. NCBI's taxonomy places the organism in Eukaryota, Metazoa, Cnidaria, Scyphozoa, Rhizostomeae, Rhizostomatidae. Gene Ontology annotation, biological process: response to heat; protein folding. The record is from RefSeq and is a predicted model, not a curated record.
AACGACUUCAGCUUUCUUUUCACUUUAGGUAGGACGGCGGCGAGCCUAGUUAGGAGCAGAAGCGUGAAUCUCGCUUGAUUUCAAACAAGAUGGUAAAAGAAACAAAAUAUUAUGAUUUAUUAGGGGUACCACCAACUGCCACUAACGAGCAGCUGAAGAAAUCUUACAGAAAACUAGCACUGAAGUUUCAUCCAGACAAGAAUCCAGAAGGCGGCGAAAAAUUCAAGGAAAUCAGUCAGGCCUAUGAAGUUCUCUCCGAUGAAAAGAAGAGGAAGAUAUAUGACCAAGGAGGAGAGCAGGCCCUCAAAGAGGGUGGUGGUCCAGGUGAUUUCCACUCGCCUUUCGACAUAUUUGAUAUGUUUUUUGGUGGUGGAAAAAGACGAAACCCAGGAGAAAAACCUCGUGGUAGGAAUGCGAUACAUCAGUUGAAAGUGACAUUAGAGGAACUCUAUAGCGGCGCCACUCGACAGCUGUCGAUUCAGAAGAACGUUAUUUGUGAUGGUUGCAAUGGGAUAGGUGGUAAAGAAGGGUCUGUUGAAAAAUGCAAACCUUGUCAAGGCACUGGUAUUGUGAUAAAAUUGCGUCAAAUUGGACCUGGAAUGGUGCAACAGAUCCAGCAGCCUUGUCAUGAGUGUGGGCAAACUGGUGAAAAAAUCAAAGAAAAAGAUAAAUGCAAGAAAUGCAAUGGGAAGAAAAUUGUUAAAGAGAAGAAUGUACUGGAAUGUCAUAUUUUGCAAGGAAUGAGUGAUGGGCAAAAAAUAACCUUUCCCGGAGAAGCUGAUCAAGCCCCUAAUACAGAACCAGGUGAUGUUGUUAUUGUAUUAGAUGAAAAAGAACACCCUGUUUUCCAAAGAAAUGGUAGCAAUCUAGUUAUGAAAAUGACAAUCACAUUGUCAGAAGCCCUAUGUGGAUUUAAGAGACUGAUACCUACAUUAGAUGACCGUACUUUGCUUGUAACAUCUGAGCCUGGAGAGAUAGUUAGGCCAGGUGAGCUAAAGUGCAUUGAACAUGAAGGAAUGCCCACCUACAAAAGGGUGUAUAAUAAAGGUAGCCUCAUCAUCAAAUUCGAUGUUAAGUUUCCUGAGGAUAAUUGGAUAGAGCGGAACAAACUUAUGGCCCUAGAAAACUAUCUUCCUAAGAGGGAGGAAUACAUCAUAUCUGAUCUUGCAGAAGCUGUUAAUCUCAAAGAUUAUGACCAAGAUGGAAGCAACAGGAACCCAUACACGGAAGGAUAUGAUGAUGAUGAAGAAGAACAAGGGAACCAUGGCAGAGGUGUACAAUGUCAGACUUCUUAGUGCUUGUAGAUAAGAAAUGUUUAGAAGCAGCAAUGUAGUAUGCAGUUUGUCAGAAGUUUAUCAAAGUGUUUUCUCUGGUAUUUGAGAGAAACAUGCUUUA